GCCUCUCAUAUCCCUCCGCUGUUUUUGUCCCCCUUUCAGGCUGUUUUGGUCUUUUCGCUGUUAGCAACGGAAAGAAUCCGAGAUAGCUGCAAACCCGAUUUUGAGAUAAUAAUUAUAUAACAAAUUGACAAGAGGUGUAACACACAUGUUCAUUUCGGAAAAGUUACUAGAGCGUGUUGUCUUUUUUUAAAUAUAUUUUUUUUCAGUUUUAAUAGGAAUUGUACAGGUCGCUAAUUUAGCUAGCAACUGUUAGCCAGGCUAGCUGCUUAGCAAAGCAUCCUCCUGAACAGGCACGUUGACUUUAGCCUGCUGGCUAAGCUAGGUCUUCGGAUUGCCCAACGUUAGUGAGGUACCGCACACCGUCUCAUCGUCAAGAAAUUGCGGCGUGAAACUGGUCUGUUAAAGACGCUGUCUUUUAUGGGAUCACCAUGUCAAUGAAGGCCGGUGGAAAUCGCAGCAAGCCCGGCGGUGGUAGCACCGCCGGUGCCGCCGCCGCCUCCGGUGCCGGAGGAAGCGGCGGGGGAAGACAGAAUCUGGGCAGGGGGAGACACAGUGGCAAAGGUCCAGCAGCAGUCAUUUUCAAUGGUGUAUAUGCAAAUAUGAGGAUGGUCCAUGUCUUGACUUCAGUGGUGGGGACCAAGUGUGAGCUUAAAGUGAAAAAUGGAGCCAUCUAUGAGGGAGUAUUUAAGACCUAUGGCCCAGAGUGUGACCUGGUGUUGGAUGCAGCCCACCGAAAGAGUACAGAACCGAGCACAGGGCCCAGGAAAGAAGAUAUUGUAGAGAGCAUCAUUUUCAAGGCUUCUGAUGUCGUAGUUGUGAACUUUAAAGAUGUGGAUCUAAAUUUCGCCAGGAAAGUCUCCUCAGACACAGACAACUUCACAGAUGCAGCAGUGACUGGCCGGAUCAAUGGCGAGCAUAAAGAAAAAGAUCUUGAGCCCUGGGAUGGAGGAGAGACCCACAACUCUGAUAGCCUCGAGUCUCUGGAUACUGAUGUGUCUAAUGGGUGGGAUCCCAAUGACAUGUUCAAGUACAAUGAGGAGAAAUAUGGAGUCUUGUCCACAUAUGACAGCAGCCUGUCCACAUAUACGGUACCUUUAGAGAGGGACAACUCAGAAGAGUUCUUGAAGAGGGAGGCGCGUGCUGCCCAGCUGGCAGAGGAGAUCGAGGCUAGUGCCACGUACAAGGCCCGCGUUGCUCUGGAGAAUGAUGAACGGACUGACGAGGAGAAAUUCACUGCUGUUGUGCGAGGGGAAAGGGAGACUCACACACUUGGCAGAGAGAACAAGUACAUUCCUCCUGGUCAGAGAAACAGGGAGGCAAUGUCAUGGGGGCCAGGGCGUCAGAAUUCACCUCGUCUUGGUCAGAGCUCAGCUGGACCCCCCACUCCUCGACCAGGACCCCACGACUACAGUCCCAGUUCUGGAUCCGACCAGAGGGUGGUUAAUGGAGGUUCAUCCCAUUGGCCCUCACCCUGUCCAUCUCCUUCCUCCCGUCCCCCUUCUCGUUACCAGUCCGGUCCCUCCUCCCUGCCUCAUCGGGCAACCACGCCCACCAGGCCACCUUCCAGGCCCCCCUCUCGACCUUCCAGACCUUCCUCUCAUUCAUCCCACCUCUCUUAUCCCUCCUCUUCAUCCUCCCUUUCCCACCAUGGGCCCACAUCGCCAGCCUCCGCUCUGGCCAAACGCAUGUCUUCAGAAGGUCCACCAAGGAUGUCUCCAAAAUCUCAGCGGACGCCUCGUGCUCACAGAGUGCCACCCUGUCGGACCAGUGGAGUACCCCAAGGAGUGGACUUAAUUUCCCAUAAUCCCCCUGGAGAGUCCAUAGUGACUCCACAAACCAGGAGCAGCUCUUCCUCUGGAGGGACAUGGUCCUCAGUGGUUAGCGGAGCUCACAGACCUCGCUCCCCCCGACAGAAUAGUAUGGGUGGAGCUUCAGCUGGCUCCUCUUCCCUCCCAUCACCUCAGACAGGUACAGCUCCUGUGGAAACUGUUACUACUCCAACAUCAGCUUCCUCUCCUACUGCAGCUAGCCCUGCCCCCAGCAUAGUCACUUCUUCAUCAGGAGAUGCAAAAGAAUGUCGUGCCCAGGAGACUAGACAAACAUCUCCUACAAACAAGGAGAACAUCAAGCCUUUGGAAAGUUCACCUAGUUUUACAAGACAAGUUUGUAAAGGACCGCCUUCUAUACCAUCAGACCACAGAAAACAAAUAGAUAAUUUAAAGAAAUUUAGUGUAGAUUUUAGGUUGCAGUCUAGUUCCAACCCAGACCCUCCCUGUGAACCAGUGAUGACCAAGUCUGCUAGAGACCCUGCAGACAAACCUAAAGAUCUUCCCCUGGACAAAGCCUCCACAGUGGGGAGGGAGGCCACUGAAGAUGGUGUUGUAGUAAUUGCUGCUGGCACACCUAGUGGUACCCAUGCUCCACCGACUACCACCACAAGCACCAGUAAGCCUGGCAGCCCCGCUGCAAUGUCUCAGUCUCCCUCUGCUACUGACCAGAAGAGGCCAGGGCUUGAUGUGACGUCACAGGGAGUUCAGACGACGGCCACCUCAACGUUCAGCGGACCCAAGCAUGAAGAGAAGGAGGAGAAAAAAGAAGCAGUGCAGGAUCAAGUGAGAAAAUCAACCCUGAACCCAAAUGCUAAUGAGUUCAAACCCAGGUUUAAUACACAGCCCAAACCAGCCAACACCCCAACGCCUCCCCGGCCUCAAGGCCAGCCCAGCCCCUCCAUCGUGGUCCAGCAACCUCCAACUGUUUAUGGCCAGACAGUCUGUUUCCCCCAGAUGUAUCCGCUGACGCCAGUCAGCCCUGGAGUUCAGAAAAGCAUAAUAUGGAAGUCUCCCAUGUACCAGGUUCAGAUGCCUAUGACAGUGAGCCAAUCUAAACCCUACAGACCAGGUAAAGUACCCAACAUGCCCCAGCAGAGGUCAGACCAGCACCAUCCGCCAGGCACACCCACCAUGAUGCACCCAGCCACAGCAGCAGGGCCACCGAUUGUAGCACCGAGCCCGGCUUACUCAGCGCAGUACUUCACCUGCAGCCCACAGCAGUUCACCAGUCAGCAGCUCGUCCAGCAGAUGCCUCACUACCAGUCACAGGCACAGCAUGUGUUCAGUCCAGUGAUGCAGGGCAGUGCCAGGAUGAUGGCGCCUCCCACGCAUGGCCAGCCCAGUCUCGUCUCUUCCUCUACUACACAGUACCCAGAGCAGACACACACCAUGUAUGUGUCUCCAGGGCCAAUGCCUCAGCAGUACCCCCACCCUAGUGCCACCUUGCACCCUCACCCGCAGCACCCUCAGCCCUCUGCCACGCCUACAGGCCAGGCACAGCAGGGUGGACCACAACAUGGAGGCCCUCCUAGCCAUCCAGCUGCCAGCCCAGUCCAGCACCCACAGCACCCACAGGCAGCAGCAGCAGCAGCAGCAGCAGCAGCCCAGGCCCUCCACCUGGCUAACCAGCCUCCACAGCAGCAGAUGUAUUCGGCCUUGGCACCCACGCCACCUUCGAUGACCCCAGGGCCAAACCCUCAGUCCCCACAGGCAUCUUUCCCUUCUGCUCAGCAGGCUGUGUAUAUCCACCCACAGCAGGUCCAGCAUGGCUACAACCCCAACCACAUGGCGCACGUGCAGCAGGCCCAUAUGCAGUCUGGUAUUGUGCCAUCCCACCACCCGGCACCCACCCAUCCCCCAAUGAUGCUCAUGGCUACCCAGGGUCCUCCAGCUGGUCCACAGCCACCUAUGCCCCAGACUGCCCUUAACCCCAUCCCUGUUUCCUCAACCACACAUUUCUCCUACCUGGCACAUCCACAAGCUCCUCUUUACACCUUUGUGCAAACUGAGGCAAUAAGUGAGUACUCUUCAUGGCAAUGGUUGAAAUAUUUAGACUUCAAUUCUUUUUGCAUGGGGGGUGAGUGUCAUUAAUAGAUAUAAUGGCAGUUAGCUGGGGCAAUCACACAUAAUUUUAUUUUUUUAAUUCUUUGGACAGUUAUUAUCCCUCAGCCAUGAAAGUCUGAUGAGGUUCUGUCGUCACUCCCUGUGCAGGCAGGGGAGGCGUGGACACCCAAGUGUCGGUGCCAUGGAGAACAGCAAUGUCGUCGGUCAUGUUCAUGGACACAAAUUGUUUUUUCUGUUUUUUUUUUUUUUGUUACAGUCAGCUCAAAAUAAUGAAUUUUAAUAGGAAGUAAGAUUUCUGUGUGGCGACUCCCGCGAACACAGAGGCCAAGAAAAGGUAGCUUUGAAAGAAGUGGCAGCUGCUGUAUUUGACCCAAAUCAUAAACUUGGCGUGUAAAAUUUGUCCUGUGUAGGAAUUGAUUCAGAUGAGAAUUUAUCCCCUGGGAAAUAAAGCAAUAAAUAAAAGUUGUGCACAUGUUACACCUUUCAUCUGAUUCAGUUAAAAAUGACCAUAAAGAGGUGAUUUUUGUAUUAUUCCCAGCAGGCAAAUAUGUGCGUGGACACUGCUGACACAUAGGUCAGCAGUCACUGGUCAGAAGAUUUUAACAUAUUGUCAUAUUCUUUGGGACAAAGUAACAAGUGUCCAGUCAGUACAAGAAACACAUUUCACCCCUGAGUCAUAAAAGGCUGAAAGAUGUAAAGGUGGUAAAGGUGCAUCCACUGAGGGGCUAAUAACUAACCAGCUCUGAGCUAACUGCAUUUAAACACUGGUCGAAGGUGAACUGGUGACUUUCAGAUUGUGUUUUGUAAGGAAAACAUCUGUCCUCUAUUCGAUACACACAAUAAGAGCCAUGCAGAUGGUCGAGUCAUACUGUGGGCUUUGCAGAACCAUCAGUUAUUUAAAGAUAGGUCUUUAAAAAGAUUCAGCUUUGGACACAUGAUCGGGGUGAGAUUUUGAGUAAUGGUAAUUUCAGAAGAAACACACUUAUUUAUUUAUUUUUAUCAGAUAUUUAAUUCUCCUCAGGUUAAACCAGGGAAAACUCCGUCUUUAGGUGCAGAUUUAGAUGAUUGGAGGAGAAUUACUGGUUUGUUAUUUGAGUGUAAUUAAAACAAUAGUUUGUAUUUUGUAAAGCUGUCUAACGUG
Molecule: messenger RNA, 5034 nt
Organism: Maylandia zebra (zebra mbuna)
Lineage: Eukaryota; Metazoa; Chordata; Actinopteri; Cichliformes; Cichlidae
Gene: atxn2
Product: ataxin 2
Biological process (GO): cytoplasmic stress granule assembly
Cellular component (GO): cytoplasmic stress granule
Molecular function (GO): mRNA binding
Source: RefSeq, a predicted model, not a curated record